AUGUGGUGUUUGUUAAUAAAUGAUUACAAGUCAAUUAAUUAUAUUCUUCCAUGCAUUGUUUCUUCCAGAGAGUUUAUGUCAUCCCAAGCAAAAGCAGUUAUUAAAACUACUGAUGAUUAUUUGCAGCCUCAGUUUGGCCCCAACAGACUUGUGCAUUCAGCAGCAGUACCAGAAGGGUCAGGACUUCAAGAUUACUCCACACAUCAAACAGCAUCAGAUCACAGCCAUGAUGAAAUAUCAGACCUAGAUAGCUACAAAUCAAACAGUAAAAAGAAUUCUUGUUUUAUAUCAGCAUCCAAGAGAAACAGACCUGUCAGUGCUCCAGUGGGUCAACUGAGGGUUGCAGAGUUCUCUUCUUUAAAAUUUCAGUCAGCCUGGAAUUGGCAGAGAUUGUCUCAAAGACACAAACUUCAACCAAGAGUGAUUAAAGUAACAGCUUACAAAAAUGGAUCUAGAACAGUCUUUGCCAAAGUUACUGUACCAACCAUCACCUUGCUGCUGGAACAGUGCACAGAAAAGCUGAAUCUGAACAUGGCCGCAAGACGAGUGUUCUUGGCAGACGGCAAGGAAGCCCUCAAACCUGAAGAUAUACCCCAUGAAGCCGAUGUUUAUGUUUCAACGGGAGAGCCCUUUUUAAAUCCACUCAAAAAAAUUAAAGACCAUCUGUUGUUAAUGAAGAAAGUAACUUGGACAAUGAAUGGGUUGAUGCUUCCUACUGAUGUCAAAAGACGGAAAACCAAGCCUGUUCUUUCUAUUAGAAUGAAGAAACUUACUGAGAGGACCUCAGUCCGAAUUCUGUUCUUUAAGAAUGGCAUGGGGCAGGAUGGGCAUGUGAUUACAGUGGGAAAAGAAACAAUGAAAAAGGUUUUAGAUACUUGUACAAUGAGAAUGAAUCUAAAUUUACCAGCCAGAUAUUUUUAUGAUUUGUAUGGCAGAAAAAUUGAAGAUAUUUCAAAAGAUUUCAAAUCUCCUGUAGAUACCUACCCGUUAUCUAGAAGGAUUAGCCAGAUGGCUUCUGGAUGCCUGACUGGAGCUGGAAUGUCUCCAGCAGCUACCGUCUGGGCUCCUAGAGUGGGUGUCAUCCCUUAG
This is a messenger RNA of Mandrillus leucophaeus (drill), 1089 nucleotides long. It is a transcript of the gene DCDC1, whose product is annotated as doublecortin domain containing 1. Lineage: Eukaryota; Metazoa; Chordata; Mammalia; Primates; Cercopithecidae. Bases 1 to 1089 code for a protein of 362 amino acids. The transcript has 7 exons. Gene Ontology annotation, biological process: regulation of mitotic cytokinesis; intracellular signal transduction. Gene Ontology annotation, molecular function: microtubule binding. The record is from RefSeq and is a predicted model, not a curated record.